Perca flavescens (yellow perch) is the source of this 5141-nucleotide messenger RNA. It is a transcript of the gene ube2h, whose product is annotated as ubiquitin-conjugating enzyme E2H (UBC8 homolog, yeast). The record is from RefSeq and is a predicted model, not a curated record. The transcript has 7 exons. Lineage: Eukaryota; Metazoa; Chordata; Actinopteri; Perciformes; Percidae. The coding region runs from base 236 to 787 and encodes 183 amino acids.
CUCGCUUGUCAGAACCAUAGUCAGAACGCUGAGAGCCAGUGAACAGCAGAAGUCCAACGUUAGCUCAGCCUCAACUACUCAUUAGGACAGAGACAUUGAACUGAGAAGACGUUUGCUGUGAACAUUUCUGAAAGCAAAUGUUAACUUUCGGAUAGUAACGUUUGCUGGACUGUCUAGCGUUUCGGGGGCUAGCUUUCAGUUUACUUACUGGUGUUCUGCGGUGGAAAUAGGAAAAAUGUCGUCUCCAAGUCCGGGUAAAAGGCGAAUGGAUACCGACGUGGUGAAACUCAUUGAGAGCAAGCACGAAGUCACCAUCCUCAGUGGACUCAAUGAAUUUGUAGUGAAGUUUUUCGGACCACAAGGAACACCUUACGAGGGAGGCGUAUGGAAGGUGCGAGUAGAUCUUCCUGACAAAUAUCCUUUUAAAUCACCAUCAAUAGGAUUUAUGAACAAGAUUUUUCAUCCCAACAUUGACGAAGCGUCAGGGACAGUGUGCUUAGAUGUCAUCAACCAGACAUGGACAGCCCUUUAUGAUCUGACCAACAUCUUUGAGUCGUUCCUGCCGCAGCUGCUGGCUUACCCAAACCCCAUCGACCCCCUGAAUGGAGACGCAGCUGCCAUGUACCUUCACCGGCCAGAGGAGUACAAGCAAAAAAUCAAAGAGUACAUCCAGAAAUAUGCAACAGAGGAGGCUCUGAAGGAGCAGGAAGAAGGGGCAGGUGACUCUUCAUCUGAAAGCUCCAUGUCGGAUUUCUCAGAAGACGAGGCCCAGGACAUGGAGUUGUAGUGAUAGGAGGGCUCCCCCAUCCUGCCUCCUCCUUUAACCCCCACAGAGACUAUAUUUGAUUUCCUAACCAUGAGAAAGCAGACUUAUAAUAUUCAUAUUUAAACAAGUUGAUUUUUUUUUUUUUUUUUUUUUUAUUACUACUAAACAAGGAUUUUUAUGGAUAUCUAGCCUUUGGUGUGUUUGACAGACACCCCUCCCAUUCAGUAGCUGUUUCUCCCUACACAGAUGUCGACAUUGCUUUCACACUCUCUCCCUGUCAUCUCUGCAUUUUUAAGGUGUCAUGUAGGCGUAGACAGGAAACCUCCCCAAGAGCAUCUUAUUUCUUUACUCAAAUUUCAUUUUUUUAAAUAUAAAAAGUCUAUAUGUUUGACCUGAAUCCUAAUUUCCUUUCUUUUCCAGAAUUCUAAUUGAUUCUGACAAACAUUUUGUUAGUUGCUCUGCUACAGAGCUGCUUAGGUCUUGCUUGCCUGGGCGACAGCUCUACAAUAUUAUCCCGUAGUCAAGAGGGUUUUUUGAAGUGAACAAUCACACAGAAGGUGUCAUAGCACACCUUAUAAAAAAAUACUUAAAGUGUAGUGCCAAUAGACACUCAUAAAUCAACCCUGAAUGCUUCCUAAGCAUAUCUUUUUCAACAUAUUGAUUGAGACACGUCAGUAAAAAUUAUGGCUUUGUUUCUCGUUUAGUUCGGAUGAUACCUUGGUAUGUUACUUAACUUUAUGUUACUCUUUAACCUGCUGCAGCUGCCUGUCUACAUGUGCUGCUGUGCAUGGCAAAAUAAAUGCUUAACAAGGUCAGGUCUUGGAAAACAAAUGCAUUAAAUAUGUCUCGUUACAGGGUGAGGGACAGUGUGGUGACAAAGAUGUGUUGGGUGCUUUUGGUGUUGAUUUGUGGAAUGUACACUAGCUGCAUAAACUGUAUGGAAGACUCAUGCACAAAGGAAAUGAAGAAGGGAGUGGCCUUUGUUGAGAUUCUGGUCAGAGUCACUUGGUAUGAUGGGACCUGGAAAUAGCCCGGAGCUACCAUCUAACCAUAUGGAUUUCAUUUGUGCAGCUCACACUAGUUUUCUGUCAGAAGGUGCAUCAAACACAUGAGCACCAAACAUUCUCAUUGUGCACGAUGCCACUGGCAUUCAAUCACCUGUCCUGCUUUAAAAACACAUUGCUGUUAGUAUUAUUGGUCAAUAACAACUUUUCAGGUAGAGAAAUAAUGUAAUUAUCACCUGUUCUGGUGAAUUUAGAAAACCAGUACCAAAUCAGUUUUUUAUUUUAGUGAAAAGCAACAGAAAUGGUCAUAUGGUUAUUGAUUGGAUUGGAGUAAAAAAAUGAAGUGAUUUAUUGAAGAUUCUGGUUAGUGUAGUAUCGGCCUUCCUCACAUUCCACUGUUACAUGGAGUUUGCUCCAAUGCAUGCCCUUCAUAUACUGCAUCAGUUGGACCCCCACACUUUGUCUGCCUACCAGGACACCUAUUUGGAUCACUAGUUUGAAAAAGAUAACAGAAUAAGAGCUCAAUGUAUAACAUUUAGGCUUGUAGCAAAUUCCGUUGAGAAUUAAUUUCAUAUGUAUAGAUUAGACUUCUCUAAAAAAAUAAAUAAAAGAAAUAGCAUGUUACUCAUUGUUGAUUCAAUCUGGCGGGAUAACCUGUAAAUCCAUGAUACGUGGAAAGAAUACAGUGAUAAGGCACCGUUCUGUGGUCGUGUGAAAUGUCUGCGUUUAACCCAAAACGCUGACCGAGUGUUGCUUGUUGAGGCAAACGUGGCAGUCAAACUACCUAGAAAACCCUGAAAAGUAUUCACUUCAUAGAUUGCAGUAAGAAUCACUGGUUGCUUUGUGGGAGAUUCAAAGCUAAAAGCUACUCCGAAGGUUACCUUAUCACCUCUGAUCUCAACUCCCUCUUCUGCGCCUCAUCGCAAAAGGAAGGGUGAAGAAGCUUUCGAAAAAGCCAUGAAGGUUAAAAGCAACUAGAAAACCCCUUUUUUUUUUUUUUUUUUUUUUUUUUUUUUUUUUUUUUUUUUUUAAAGUCAUCCUACGUUGAUUCUCCUCUUUCUGCAAUGUGACACUGCGCAAUUUGUGAUUUGAAAUCUAUUUUUCACUCUGUUGCAGAAAAGGGGGAUUGCCCAUUGCUGAGUGACGUUGGGUUUAUUUGAGCUAAUGUAGGAUCGUUAGACUUUUCUGGCUCAGGUUUGAAAUACAGUUUGGUUGUAUCUUGCAUAGUAAUUAACAUUUUCACCCAGGACUUGUUGAAAGGAUGGGAUUCAUGCUAAUAUUUGUUGAACUGUGUUUUUGACAGGGUAGUUAGUUUUGCUCGGUGUUGACUUCAACUAAACAACAUAUGCUAUAUGGCUGUAUUACAGAUAGAGUUAGCUAGUUUGAUAUACUUACCUGAUAAAACAUUCAUUGUUCAUCUGAUUUUUAGUUAGUGUCUGUCGUGUGGUUAAAUGUAAGAUACUCCAUAGACAUGCCUGCUUGUCCUCUUCUUGCAGAGUUGUACAGAUGAGUGUGAGUGAUUUCAAACUAGGGUGAUGUUUGACCUGUAGUGAGCCUGGUAGAUCUAACUGUACAGAAUUCAAAAGUGUGGUUCAGCCCUUUUCAAGACAUUGGAUUUUCUCCAAAAACACAAUUCUAUGCUCAUAAUAAUAAUAAUAAUAAUAAUAAUAAUAAUAAUAAUUUCUCUCACCCAGCCCAGGGAGGUUUUGAAUGUUAGGUCGGGGUUAGCUUCCAGGAGGAUGCAGCCAUUUUAACUGUUGGAGAGCUAACUUUUGUGAUACUUCAACAUGUUCAAGGCAGUAUGAAGCUAUGUGAAUGUUUUCGUGUUUUCAGAGUGUUUGUGGUCCACAUCCACUCAAACAGAACAAACCUACAAACUGUAUGCAGAUUCCCACUCUCAUAAUUGGCUUGUGUUUUCUCCCUAAGCAGCCUGUAAAUGUUUGUUUAUCCAUUAGAGAUGCCUUCUUUUUUUGUUUUUAAUCUUUGCCGCCAAGCACCUCUGUUCUAAGUUAUGGUUCAGCUAAAUUAUCACCCUGAUAAGAACUUGAUCUUGAGUUUUUUUUCUUUUUUUUCUCUUAAGUAAUUCAGAUUGAAAUUCUUGUUUUACUUUACAUUUGUGCAGUAUUGUAUGCGAGUGCUGAAGAUACAGUAUAUCCAAGUUGAGAAUUGUAAUAAAAUAGCACAUAAUGAUGCAAUUGUGCAACAGGGAACUAAUGAUAUUCUUUGUUUUUUCAAAAACAUGACUUUUGUGUUUGGGUAAAAUCAUAGGUUUGGUUUUUGGCAUCUGCUGGGCAAUAAACUGAUGAUAUACUCAGCUGUGGCCUGGUUUUACUCCGGUAAACAUGACAACCAUCUGUUCUUCACUUUUUUUUUUUUUUUUUUUUUUUUUACUCCACAUUUACUCAUUCAAGGUCAAAAGAAAUAACUACUGCCUUUGUGUUUCAGGUUGUCUUUAACUCGAGUCAAGAACUAAAGAAAAUUUCCUCAAACCAGUGAAUGAUUAUGCUUCCCAUUGCAACUUGAAUUCUAAAUUAUUUUUGAAAAAAUAAAAUGUUUAUUGUGCUUUUAUUUAAUUUCCCUUUGGCUUUCACCCUUCCUCCUCGUCUGCUCUAAGACCACAGGUGUACAGAUAACAAUGUCUUAACUACCCACAGUUUUAAACAGCGACUCCAGACAACCACAAUAACCUGAUUGACAGCACUUCAAAUUUCUAACUGCAAAUCUGCAGAGAAGGUCCAGUCCAAAGCCAUAGCCCUACAUCUGUACUCUCACUCCCCCACACCCUACCAGAUACAAUAAGGAUGAAGGGCCUCUGCUAAGCAAAUGGACUGCUCUAUCUUUAAUCCAUAGACAGGGCAUCCAGGGCCUGUUCUCUGUUUUAUCAGCACAUCUGCAGAGAGCCAGCACCCUGAUCCUGUAAUGUCACCUCCCUCUGUGUGUUGACUGUGUCUCGUUAUGCACUUGCAUGCUUCUGGUGUGGAGUCGAGGCUCGCUUGGUGCACACCUCCCAUUCUGUUUCGGGCUUGUGUUUGUGGCCUACUGCUGCCAUCAGGGGAUUUAGCAGGCCCACACAGCAUGGAAAAUGGCAGUUUUUUUUUUUUUUAUAGAAACUAUGUAUUUGUUACCUAGUGUGUGAUACUUGAGGGUUAAAAAGUCAAAAGGUUUAUUUUUUUUUUGUUUUGAAAAGUCCAUCCUUGGUCUUAUUUUUAUCACCCUCUUUGCCCUCUUGUUUUUUCUUUGCAUUGUGAAGUGGGCAUGCUUGUCAAAAAGACAAAUGCUCUCUAUUAAUAUGCUUAUAACCUCAUAAAUAGUUGUGUAUACAAUAAACUGUUAUAACUUCUUUUUUAAUAAAACAUUCAAUGUGUAUGAAA